ACUUCAUGUAAUUCAACUGCGCUGAAAACCCAAUUGCAAAUAUCGAGUAAUUUGAAAAAAUGAGCGACGAUCACCCAAGCGAAUUGGCGUUCGAGGCUUUCAUACGUAUUUACUACGAGCACUUUGACUUUCAGCGUUUUUGUUUCGCUAAUCUGUAUCAUAAGAUGGCGACCCUUAACUUUGGCAGUGAACCGAUACAUGGAUCUGACGAAAUUCAACACCAGAUUAUGCAGAUGCCACGGACGCUUCAUCGCUUAACAGCAGUCAUCUGUGAGUCUAUAUCCUUACAGGAAUAUACGCACAAGAAGCUAUAUCAUUGCAAGAUAUCCGGUAGAGUAUUAUUUUAUAAUGAGGAGCGGAACUUUAAGCAGAAUUUCGUAAUCUUAAUUGGCAAUGAUAAAUGGAAAAUAAUAUUAGAUUCUUAUAGCCUCGAGCAGGUGUACAAACAAUCGGAAUAAAGUA
This is a messenger RNA of Drosophila grimshawi, 462 nucleotides long. Its product is annotated as NTF2-related export protein-like. Gene Ontology annotation, cellular component: nuclear pore central transport channel. Lineage: Eukaryota; Metazoa; Arthropoda; Insecta; Diptera; Drosophilidae. The transcript is spliced from 3 exons. Gene Ontology annotation, biological process: protein import into nucleus. Bases 60 to 458 code for a protein of 132 amino acids. The record is from RefSeq and is a predicted model, not a curated record.